GCUUACCAUUCCCUCCAGAGAAGCUCAUUGCUGGGAUCCUGGGAAUCCUCUCUCUUGUUUUAAUGUUCACUGUGGUAACCAGACUUGUCAUUGCCUCUACAAUACCGCAGACACAGAACAAUUCUUCGGAGACUAUCAUAACUCAGAAAGCAUAUCACUGUGGUCAUUGUCAAGAGGAGUGGUUCACAUAUUCCAGCAAUUGUUAUUACACUGAUAAGGAAUUAAAAACUUGGAAUAAGAGUGUGAUGGCCUGUGCUUCUAAGAACUCCACUCUGCUUUACAUAGAUAGUGAAGAAGAAAUGAAAUUUCUGAGCAUGCUGUUAUGGCAUUCCUGGACUGGAGUCUCUCGUCACAGCAGUGGUCAUCCAUGGGUGUCAAUAAAUGGGUCAGCUUUCAAACUUAACAUAACAGAUAUAGAACCUGGUAAACGGAACUGUGCUGUGCUAACCUCAGGUAGACUUCAAUCAGAUGAAUGUGGAUCUUCAAAAAUGUACAUUUGUAAGCACAAGCUUUAG
This is a messenger RNA of Otolemur garnettii (small-eared galago), 515 nucleotides long. Its product is annotated as NKG2-A/NKG2-B type II integral membrane protein-like. NCBI's taxonomy places the organism in Eukaryota, Metazoa, Chordata, Mammalia, Primates, Galagidae. Gene Ontology annotation, biological process: stimulatory C-type lectin receptor signaling pathway; positive regulation of natural killer cell mediated cytotoxicity. The annotation marks the transcript as partial. The transcript is spliced from 5 exons. The record is from RefSeq and is a predicted model, not a curated record.